CAAAAACAUUGGUCUUCGUUCGUUGUCUUUUCUCUUUCUCUUAUCGACCCACCACUCUAUUUAUGUCUGUCUAUUGGUUUAUGCUUCUCAACUCUGCGCUCCCGAAGAUCGCUUUCCUUGGAUUGGACCAAUUUCAACUCUUUUUCUCUGUUAACUAACACCCAUAACUUAUCUUCACAUGAUUCAUAAGUUACAUUUUUUCUUUUAGGAAUAUCAUUGUGAAGCAAUUCAGUUACAAAAGCUUACAACAAGUACACGUUAUGGAAUCAACAUUGUUGAAUGUUAUUAAUGUCACAAGGGAUUGGUUGACAUUGGCUUUUGAUGUUCCGUUUGCACGUGCUGAUGUUUUUGGAGUGAAAAUUGGUGGACAUCUAUUGGUGGAGGGUGUUCUUUUUUUUGUUAUUCUAUUUCUUCUCACCCAGAAAAGUUAUAAGCCCCCAAAGCGGCCGUUAACUAAUAAGGAAAUUGAUGAGCUAUGUGAUGAAUGGGUUCCAGAAUCACUUAUACCUCCAAUAAUUGAAGAGGACGAAUAUGACCCUCCAGUACUCGAAAGUGCUGCAGGGCCUCAUACAAUAAUCAAGGGCAAGGAUGUUAUUAAUUUUGCUUCAGCAAAUUAUCUCGGAUUAAUGGGAGAAAAAAAGUUACUUGAUUCCUGUACAGCUUCACUUGAGAAAUAUGGCGUUGGUUCUUGUGGACCUCGUGGAUUUUAUGGAACAAUUGAUGUCCAUCUUGAUUGUGAAGCUAGAAUAGCGAAUUUUCUGGGAACUCCUGAUUCCAUAUUAUAUUCUUAUGGGCUCUCAACCAUGUUCAGUACGAUUCCAGCUUUUUCUAAGAAGGGAGACAUAAUCGUUGCUGAUGAAGGUGUCCACUGGGGAAUACAAAACGGACUUCAGCUUUCUCGAAGUACAGUCAUCUAUUUCAAGCAUAAUGACAUGGGAUCUCUGCAGAGAAUUCUAGAAAAAGUUACUUCAGAAAAUAAGAGGGCCAAGAAACUAAGGCGUUAUAUUGUUGUUGAAGCGUUGUAUCAGAAUUCUGGUGAGAUUACGCCAUUAGAUGAAAUUAUCCGUUUGAAGGAGAAAUAUAAAUUCCGAGUCUUAUUGGAUGAAAGCAACUCAAUUGGUGUGCUGGGGACUUCUGGAAGAGGUCUUACAGAGCAUUAUGGUGUUCCGGUUGACAAGAUAGACAUUAUAAGUGCUUCCAUGGGACAUGCCUUGGCCACAGAAGGAGGUUUCUGCACUGGAAGUAACAGAGUCAUUGAACAUCAACGGCUGAGUAGCUCUGGGUAUGUCUUUUCUGCUUCUUUGCCACCAUACCUUGCAACUGCUGCCAUUACUGCUAUUGACAUCUUGGAGGAAAAUCCCGACCGUGUUAGAAAUCUGAAGAACAACGUUUCUUUACUUUGGCAAGGAUUAUCAGGAAUAAAAGGUCUUGAGAUUACAAGUGACGCAAUGUCACCAAUUGUUUUCCUCCGAUUGACGAAAUCUAAAGGCUCGUCAAAGGAUGACUUGAAAAUUCUCGAGGAAAUUGCAGAUCGAGUGCUGAAGGAAGACUCUAUCUUUGUACUUACUAUCAAGAGAUCUACACUCGACAAAUGCAGAUUACCCGUGGGCAUCAAAUUAUUAGUUUCAGCUGGUCACUCUGAAGAAGAUAUCUUGAAAGCUUCUUGUGCAUUGAAGAAAGUUGCAGAAGCAGUGUGUUUUGGUCAUAAUUAGUCAAUUGUUUGGGGGGGUGCUAAUUUACUGCUUUAAUUUAUCAUUUGAAAAUGUACCAUUUGUUACUUUUUACAUUAGUUUGGAAUUUUAUUUUAUGAAUGAGUGGUGGGUAGGUUUUCAUCUUCUUUGUAUUUUUUUUUUGUUCAUUUUGAUUUUCUGCUUAAUAUGCUGGUUUUAUGGGGUUGAUUAAUUUUAAAAAUUUGGAUUACCAAAUUGGGACUCGAAAUGUAUGAUAAUUAAUUUAAGAUUGAUAAUAA
Molecule: messenger RNA, 1969 nt
Organism: Impatiens glandulifera
Lineage: Eukaryota; Viridiplantae; Streptophyta; Magnoliopsida; Ericales; Balsaminaceae
Product: long chain base biosynthesis protein 1
Exons: 13
Coding region: 261-1712 (483 amino acids)
Biological process (GO): ceramide biosynthetic process; sphingosine biosynthetic process
Cellular component (GO): endoplasmic reticulum
Molecular function (GO): pyridoxal phosphate binding; serine C-palmitoyltransferase activity
Source: RefSeq, a predicted model, not a curated record